Telopea speciosissima is the source of this 172-nucleotide messenger RNA. RefSeq lists its product as uncharacterized. Lineage: Eukaryota; Viridiplantae; Streptophyta; Magnoliopsida; Proteales; Proteaceae. The transcript has 2 exons. The coding region runs from base 11 to 172 and encodes 53 amino acids. The record is from RefSeq and is a predicted model, not a curated record.
GUUUCAAGCCAUGAACUGGAUUCAACGCAAGAUCUACAUGUACAAUGUUACUUUUGGAAUGUACAUGUUGGAUAGGUGGGAGCGUUACUUAUUUAAUUUAUUGGUGAUCAUCCUGCUAUGGUUUGUUUUCUACAAUGGAUCACGAUCCGCAGCUGAGUUCUACAGAAGGUAA